Molecule: messenger RNA, 351 nt
Organism: Trypanosoma cruzi
Lineage: Eukaryota; Euglenozoa; Kinetoplastea; Trypanosomatida; Trypanosomatidae
Exons: 1
Coding region: 1-351 (116 amino acids)
Source: RefSeq, a predicted model, not a curated record
AUGCUACGCGCGACCUGCAGGACUCUUGGCGGUCAGCGGCGCUGGUGGAAAGAGGGUCGCCCGGACUUUAUGCGCGCAAAUGAGCGGCGAAUGCGUCUGGAGCGACGCCGCAUCGAUGCGAGUCGCUAUUACGCCCCGGUGGAGCCCACACCGCAGCAGGCAUGCACGCUCUACAGGCAGCUGCUGAAGGCCGGGCACGCCCAACUCCGCGUGACGGACAAGGCGUACUACGUCAGAAAGCUGCGUCGUGAGUUUGAAGUGACAGCGCGACAAACGAGUGCCAGGGUGCGGGGCAUCAUGUACGAGAAGGGUCAAUGGAUGCUGCUGAACAAAUUGGGUGGUAUUGUGUGA